GGUUCUUGUUCUACUGGAGGAACCCUGUGAGCUGUUGUCAUGUGUGUGAUCAUCACAUUACUGAGUGUCCUCUUUAUUUCACGGACUCUGGCUGAUUGUGCUGCUCAUAACAACCUGCUCAUCACGGCACCAAAAACGCUGCAGGCUCUGAGUGGCUCUUGUUUGCACAUCCCAUGUCACUUUAGCAUUAAAAAUAAAGAAGGCUUUAACAGUAGAAGUGUUGCUGGAGUGUGGAUCAAAAGUGACCCAAGGUUUGCAACAUUUCCAAACAAUGUCAUUUUCAACAGCAGUCGUUCAGUUAACGUCUAUCCCAUGGAUAUAACCGGAAACCUGAGUCAGAAAGACUGCAGCACUUUGUUCUCCGACCUAAACAAGAACUUUACAGACACUUACUUCUUCAGGAUUGAGAGCAAACCUUUUAUGGCAACAGCUGUUUGUGAUUCUCUUCAGAUAAAAGUAACAGAUUCUGCCUGGAGUCCCAGCAUUGAAGUCUCAGGUGAUCUGAAGGAGGAGGAGUCUGUCUCCAUCACCUGCUCAGCUCAGACUCCCUGUCCACACUCACCUCCUGAACUCACCUGGAGUCUCCAACAAGACUCUCAGAGAACAGAGAAGAACACAGAUGGAACAUUUACAACUAAAAUCCAGGAGAACAUCACUCUGUCAGACACACAUGAUGGAGACAACAUCAGAUGUUCUGUCAGAUAUCCUGUGGAUGGAGGGAACCGUAAGAAGACAGCAGAAACAAAUCUGACUCUCAGUGUUUCCUAUGCUCCUAAAGACACCUCAGCAUCCAUCAGUCCAUCAGGUGUGGUGUCAGCAGGUACCUGGGUGGAGCUGAGCUGCUCCAGCAGAGCAAAGCCUCCUGCCAGAACCUUCACCUGGUUCAGGAACAGCAAACCUGGACCUGUUCUUGUUUCUGAAGGUCAGGUUUACAGGUUCAACGUCUCUGAGGGAGGAGAGUUUUACUGUGUGGCUCUAAAUGAUCUGGGUAACCAGACGUCACCUGUGGUUCUUCUUAACUUAGAAGAGAAAUCUUUGCCCUUGGUACCGAUGGCUGCAGGAAUUACUGGCAUCGUUGUACUGAUUGUGUUCAUUUUGUGA
Molecule: messenger RNA, 1101 nt
Organism: Nematolebias whitei (Rio pearlfish)
Lineage: Eukaryota; Metazoa; Chordata; Actinopteri; Cyprinodontiformes; Rivulidae
Product: vascular cell adhesion protein 1-like
Exons: 6
Coding region: 40-1101 (353 amino acids)
Source: RefSeq, a predicted model, not a curated record